Monodelphis domestica (gray short-tailed opossum) is the source of this 4582-nucleotide messenger RNA. RefSeq lists its product as uncharacterized. Gene Ontology annotation, biological process: regulation of DNA-templated transcription. The record is from RefSeq and is a predicted model, not a curated record. Lineage: Eukaryota; Metazoa; Chordata; Mammalia; Didelphimorphia; Didelphidae.
CAAAUUCACGAAAACGUCUUUGAGAAAAUCAGAGACAGAACAAACUGGAGAACGGGAGGAAACUCUGAAGCUGUACUCUCCAGUCCAAGUAUGAGCAGGAAAGACCUAAACGCUCAUCGAGGUCGACAGGGUUCAAGUCGCCCCAGACCUCAAAAAAGUGAUCAGUGAAAUCUUUUUUUAUAAAGAUAUUUUAUUUUUACCCAUUACAUGUAAUAACAAACCCACAGAGACUUCUCCGUGGAUUACCUGACCUACCAGCCUUCCAGAUGGGUAGCUAGACUACAUUUCCCAGAAGUACUUUGUAACCUGCUUGUGCUGCUCAUGGCCCUUGCGCACUCGAAGGAUUCUGGGAGUCGUAGUUCCACAGCUUGGUGCAGUGGGAGUUUCGCUACCCUUGAAGUGGGCGUGGUUAGACAGUGUCCUCCUCUGGAAAACGAAGAUAACGAUUGCGUCUCCCUCCCUGGGACGCCGUGAAGGUCACGUGAGAAAACAGCCGCAAGCCUCUGCCGCCUCCAAAGAGCCCCAGAAAUGCCAGUUCUUCUUUUCAGGGCGGCCUGGGCCACUCUGAGGCUCCCAAGCUGAAGGCGCAGGAUUGUUCCUCGAGGUUUCCUUCUUCUCCCAUAGGCUAACGACAAGACUGCGCCCUUGCGGUGAGUGGAAGAGGCGGGCGCAAUGACUUCCGAGCUCCCGAAGGCCGAGUCCCAGAAACGACUGACAUUCAAGGAUGUAGCGGUUGACUUCACUCAGGAGGAGUGGAAGCAGCUGAAUGUUGCUCAGAGGGAGCUCUAUAGAGAUGUGAUGCUGGAGAACUAUAAGAACCUGGUCUUACUUGGACUCCUUGUUUUUCAACCAGAUGUGAUCCACCAGUUGGAAAAUGGUGAAGUCCCAUGGAUACCAGAGGGAGAGCUCACAAGAAGUCCUCAUUCAGAUUCUCUCAUUCAGGAGAUGUGGUGUGAAACGGAGUCACUUCCAGUACAGGGCAUUUCUAUGGGAGAGUCAUCCAAUGAAGGACUUGCAAAGGAUAAUCGUAGGGGUCGCAAAUUGAUAGGAGUCUGGGAAUGUGACAACAGAUUACAAAGGCAGAAGGAAAACAAAGAGAAAAAAUCCAGGAAAAUGACCACCAAUCAUGGUGAUAAUAGACUUGAGAGAAAUUUUAGCCUGAGUUUAAACCUUCCACAACAGAGAAUUCCAAAAGGAAAAGGCAUUUGUAAAUAUGGUGUCCAUGCCAAGAACUCUAAGCAAUUUUCCAGUCUCCUUAAGUGUUAUAAAAUCUCCUCAAAUAAGAACCAUUGUAGAUAUAAUACAUGCAGGAAGUCCUUCAGUUACCACUCAGACCUUGGUCAGUAUCAUCGACCUGUCACUGGAGAAAAACCACAUGGGAAAUUUUUCAGGAAAACCUCACUAUGGAAGAAUGACAAUAUCCAUUCUCAAGAGAAACCAUUUGUAUGCAAUGAAUGUGGGAAGGCCUUCAUAGAAAGAGGAAGACUAACAGAACAUAAGAAAAUUCACACAGGAGAGAAACCCUUUGAAUGCAAUGAGUGUGGGAAGACCUUCUGCUACCCAUCAAAACUCACUCUCCAUAAGAGGAUUCAUACUGGAGAGAAACCAUUUAAGUGUAAUGAAUGUGGGAAAGCCUUCAUAGACAAAGGAAGACUUACUGGACAUAAGAAAAUUCACACAGGAGAGAAACCUUUUGAAUGUAAUGAAUGUGGGAAGGCUUUCUGUUACCGAUCAAGCCUCAUUGGACAUAAAAGAAUUCACACUGGAGAGAAACCUUUUAAAUGUAAUGAAUGUGGAAAGGCUUUCUGCUACCCCUCAAGUCUUACUCUCCAUAAGAGAAUUCACACUAGAGAGAAACUCUUUGAAUGUAAUGAAUGUGGGAAAGCUUUCUGCUACCCAUCAAAGCUGAUUUUCCAUAAGAGAAUUCAUACUGGAGAGAAACCCUUUGAAUGUAAUGAGUGUGGGAAAGCUUUUAUAGACAAAGGAAGACUUACUAAACAUAAGAAAAUUCACAUAGGAGAAAAGCCCUUUGAAUGUAAUGAGUGUGGAAAGGCUUUCUCCUACCCAUCAAAACUUACUCUCCAUAUGAGAAUUCACACUGGGGAGAAACCCUUUGAAUGUAAUGAGUGUGGGAAAGCCUUCAACUGCAAAGCAAGUCUUACUAAGCACAAAUUAAUUCACACUGGAGAGAAGCCCUUUGAAUGUAGUGAAUGUGGGAGAAACUUCAGGCAAACUUCAGCACUUCGAAAGCAUCGGAAACUUCACACUGGAGCUAAUCUACACAAGAUAUUUCAUACUGGGGAGAAACCCUUUGAGUGUAAUGAGUGUGAGAAGGCCUUCAAACACAAAGCAAAUCUUACAGAACACAAGUUAAUUCAUACUGGAGAGAAGCCCUUUGAAUGUAAUGAAUGUGGGAGAGGCUUUCGGAGACGCUCAUUACUUAGGAGGCAUCAGAGACUUCAUAAUAAACUAUAUUACGUUAAUGAGUGUGGGAAAGCAGUGGAAUCUUCCUCCAUCAGGGAAGCCCUUUGAAUGUAAUGACUCUGGAAAGUCUUGUAGCACCAGCUUCUCCCCUGGUCACCAUCAGAAUUCAUAAUGGAGAGUAACCUUUUAAAUGCAAUAAAUGCUGGACAGUCUUCCACAGUGCUGAUUCCUGGCUGCCUCCUGCCAUGCUGCUACCAUCACGCCACCCUCUUUUUUGAUCUGCCUCUCCAGCUUCCACUCUAGAGCCCUGUGCUCCUAAUUUAUGAGAGUUCACCUCAUCUAGCUUCACCAACCACACUGCUCUCUGGACAUUUUCUGCUAUGCCUCUGCCACUUUUCCUCACUCCCACGUUCCACCUCAGAGUCUAUAUAUUAAUUGCACACUACUGGAGGUAAAAAAAACAAGUGACUUCCUAGAUCACAACACCCUUCUCUGUUGUUCCUAUAUAUAUAUUCUUUCCUUAUUAGAAUGUAAGCUCCUGGAGGGUAGACUCUGGCUUUUUGCACUUAUGUCACUAGCACUUAGCAUAGAACCUGGCACAUUGUAAGCACCUAAUAAAUAUUGUUCAUUCAUUCAGUCCUUUGGGAAUCCUAGGAAACAACAUACCAAUAGAAACAGUAUCAUGGGGACAAAUGUAGGAAAGUCUUCAGCCACCAUUCAUCCCUUAGGAAUCAGGAAAAACUAAAUUAGCUAGCAAUGAUGUUAAUAUAUGAUAUGGGAAAGAUUUUGGCAGCAGUUCAUGUCUCAUGAGCCAUUAGAGGAUUGUUGUUAGAGAAAUCAUGACUAUAACACACUGGGGAAAGCUCUGAGUCAUCCCUCCUUAAGAAAGCCAUCAGAGAUUUCACAGAACUUCAGGAUGGAAGGAACAUCCAACCCUACGCCUGAAGGGGAAUCCUUCUACAAAUGCCUGAAGUGCUCAUUUAGUCUUUGCUUGACAGUUUGGAGGGAGGGAGCUUAUUCAUAGGAGCUUAGUUUGGCAGGGGGCGUAAAGCACUGGUCAAAAACUAAUUUCUGCCAAACUGCUUCCUAGUAAAAGGCCACAGUUUUUUUAAAAAAAAAUGGAAAGUGGUACCUUUCAGAUCUGUGGUUUGGGUACAAACCUGAGAGAAAUUUUAGUCUGAGUUUAAACCUUCCACAACCGAGAAUUCCAUUUUACCGUGAUAGCAAAAAACUAGAAUCAAAGUGGGUGCUCGUCAGGUGGGGAAUACUCUGAGAUUACCUGUCAUUUAGACAGCAUGUACAAUUGAUAUGUUUUCUCCUCCAUUAUAAUGUGAGAGCUCCUUGAGGGCAGAGACUGUAUUUUUUGCCUUUAUGCUUGGUACAUGGUACAUGGCACAUAAUGCUAAAUAAAUGCUGCUGACUGAAUUUUUGACCCAUGAACAUAAGGGAAUAUUGUACCAUAAGAAAUUAUGAAUAUGAAGAAUUUGGAGAAUCUCAAGAUUUGCUUAAAUUUAGGAAGGCUCAAGUAAGUAGAAGUAAGAGAACAAAAUGAACAGUGACCAUAAUAAUGGAAAUAAAAACAACUCUUUAAAGAUAGGAGGGGAGCAGCAGCUGGAUGGCUCAGUGGAUUGAGAACCAGGCCCAAAGACAGGAGGUGUUGGGUUCAAAUUUGGCCUCAGUCACUUCCUAGCUGGUGACCUUGGACAAGUCACUUAACCCCCAUUGCCUAGCCUUAACCACCUUAAAAAAAAACAAAAACUCACUUUACAUCUUAGAAUCAAUACUAUGAACUGGCUCUAAGGGAGAAGAGUGGUAAUGGCUGGGCAGUAGGGGUUAGGUGACUUGCCCAGGGUCACACAAGCUAGGAAGUAUCUGUGACCAGAUUUGAACUUAGGACUUCCCAUCUCCAGUCCUGGCUCUCUAUCCCCUGAGCCACCUAUACACCCUCUUACUACUCUUCUGCCUUGGAAUCAGUACUUUGUAUCAAUUCUGAGAGGUGGUAAGGGUUUUAAAAAAAGGUAUGAGAAAUCUUCAAUGUAAUAACGAAUGGAAGUAUAUAGAAACAUGCCUUUCUCCUCAUGAAAAGGGGAUCAACUAUAGGUGUUAAUCAGUAAAUCAAUAAACAUUUAAGUUCCUACUACGUGCCAGGCACCCAGGA